AUGUCAGGUCAAGAGACCUCUCCACAGUCUCCCCCCGCCAAUACACCUAAGCAUCGACGACCCUGGACAGCAGCCGAGGAUGCGACUCUGAGGACUCUUGUUGGACACUUUGGUGCUAGUAGGGGAUCUGAGGGUAGGUGGAAGGACAUAGCAUCUGGCCUUGAGGGCCGGACGGCCAAGGAUUGCCGAAAAAGAUGGCUUCACUCAUUGGAUCCCUCUUUGCGCAAAGGUCGGUGGACAUCUCAAGAGGAUGAGAUCCUCCUCUCAGCUUACGCUCGACUUGGACCGCUUUGGAAUGAAAUUGCGCUUCUCAUUCCUGGGCGAAAGGAUGACCAAUGUUCCAAGAGAUAUAAUGAUAUCUUGAACCCAUCUGCUAAAAACCGUCUUAGCGACUGGACUGCCGAGGAAGAUAACCUUUUACGUCAAGGUGUAGCAGCGUUGGGCCAUCGAUGGGUCGCCAUCUCAUCACGGAUACCUGGAAGACCUCCCCUCACCUGUCGUAAUCGAUGGCGUACGCUCUCACGACUGUCACAUAACCGACAGAGCAGAUCUCAAGGCACUACCCCGUCAUCCUCGUCUCAGAUGUCCCCAUUCGAUAAUGGGAUUUCACCAGCGGCUCAUAAUCCAAACCUCGGUAUUGAGACAAACCAUGGAGCGACGACUGACUUGAUGCACUUUCCAAUGGAUGCCGAUAUGGGUCAUGACCAAAUGGGAUCGAGCUUUCUCGACUCAGCCUUUUUCGACACCUUUACAGGCCCUUCCCCAUCGCCAUUGAGAGAAUCCGACCCAAGUGAUGAAACAGAAACGCCGAACGACGUAUCUGCCCCAGGUGCUGCCUCAGAAAAUACUGCACCUGUUCCUGAUCUUUCUUCGAGUAUCGCGACCCAGACACAAAGCGACCCUAAACCAUGGCCUCAGCCUCCGAAACCGCCCCAAGCGCAGCAACAUCAAAAUGCUCCGAAUGCAUCUUUCAUGCCAUCGCCCUCUACUUGGUCAUCACUGGGUACAAUGCUGCCACCUGGAACUUCUCCCACGGAUCAGAAUAUGUGGCUAGGAAUGACUGGCAACCCUCCAACACCGAAGAACUGGACAGCCCCAGGACCAGCAGACUCAUCGAACUCAUUGCCCCAGUCAUUCACUGAACAGUUUCAAGUACCAGCAGUACCAGGAGUGCCAGCAUCAACUCAGCAAACCAUUCACCACCAUCAUCAUCACCAUGUCCAUCAUCAUUUUCAUCACUAUCAUCACUACCCAGGCAAUGGAGAUCAAUGGCGACAGCUGGAGCAGCAAUCAGAAGCCGAGGCGAUGCAAGCACAUUUACAAAACGAGAACGGGCCUCAAAACCCAGGGUGA
This is a messenger RNA of Fusarium fujikuroi IMI 58289, 1353 nucleotides long. RefSeq names its product probable BAS1-transcription factor. The record is from RefSeq and is a predicted model, not a curated record. NCBI's taxonomy places the organism in Eukaryota, Fungi, Ascomycota, Sordariomycetes, Hypocreales, Nectriaceae. The coding region runs from base 1 to 1353 and encodes 450 amino acids. The transcript has 3 exons.